UAAAUGCACAGUAGUAACAGCAACAAGUCACUACACUCAAUUCACCGCAUUCCCCAAGACUCUGUAUGGCAUAAUUAAUUUAGUAAGUAGGUGGAACAAAAAUGUACUGUCCUGUCAUCAGUUUCUCUCUCAUAAUUCCUUGUGGGUCACAAUUAAUAGUUGAAAUUAAUUUUGGGGUAUUCCAACCCACCAUGGAAUCUCAGAAGAUUAAUUUACAUUUGUUUACUAUAGUUUAGCUACCCACUCACUGUUCAGCAUUCUGGAGUGCAAGUGUUUUGGUUUUGCUUUGUAGUCGACCUGCACUUAGCUACUGAUUGAUCUAAUCCUAAUGAUGUUGGGUUUUUCUCUUCAAAUCACCCUAAGGAUUAAGCUUGCCUGUUUAAGAAUACUGAUACCAUGCUGGAUUUGGUAAGCUUGUUUUAGUUCUAGCACUUUUAAAAUGCCACUGCUUUUGAAAGGAUGACUUGAUUAUGGCAGGAGCAUAGUGGUGGAAGGGUGGGCUUGGACAAUAAAAUGUACCAAAAGGAUGGGUAAAAUGUGAAAUUAUGAGUGUGAAGUAAAGAGAAAGAAUGAUAUGCAUAAAUAUGUUCAAGUGAUUGUCACAGUAAUUCUGGUGUCCAGAGGGGAGUCUGAGGUUGCUGCAGUGAGUGAAAAGCCUGAGGUCUCAAGGAUGACCAUGAGGAGAUGGCAAAAUGAGGAGAGGGAUACAGACAGCUCUAACCCUGAGGUACAAACACUGUAUCUCCCACUCCGGUAAAAGGGUGAGUGACAAGCUGUCCUGCUCUCAAGAGCAGGAUGUCAGUGGUCUGAGGGGGCAGAUCCCUCCCUUUGUGGCAAAUCUGCUCUUCUGCUCCUGAUGAGGAGUCAGUGUAGCUGUAAGCUUAUGAAAGACCUGAUGGACCAGAAGCCAUAAAGGUAAAAGCAGAAAUUGUUUUGGCUGAGAAGUAAAGGUAAGCAAAGAGAAUGGCCUUGGGACUCUGUGAACUGUGUGGGUCCUCUGAGACUGCAACACAAAAUUGAACUGUCUGUGGCCUUUGUUUCCCUAGAUUUGCUCUGCAGCACUGAAAAGAACAAAGCCAGGAUGAUGACGGAACACAAGGUCUGUAAUGAGACACCAGGAACUGUAAGACUGUAAGUUUGAGAUCUGUGAAGCUCAGUGCCAAGAACAGUUGCUAGAAUCUGGAUAAGGAUAGGGCCAAAAUUGCAGGGUACAAAAGGUAUUUCUUCUAUUUAGCAUGAUCCACCUGAACCAGGGCUUCUGCCUUUGGAAUGCUUCUGUGAAGAGGGAACCAGGUUGCUUUAAGUUUCACAGAAUUUCCAGAAUUUGAGAGCUGUAUCAGAACUUUCAGAUAGCAGUUUAAUGGACUGCACUUUUCGAUGAAAAUGAGGUUUUAUGGUGACACUGCCUUGCACUUAGACAAAUCUUGAUUCCCAGUAUCUGACAGAGUAUGCAACCAAGUUCCACAAACACAGAAGAUGAUUUGUUUCCUUUUAAAAGGGGGUUUCAGAUCCAGAAUGAGCAACUCUUCAAUGUUUAAUGCUUAUUAAUGAAUACUGAUUUUAAAAUACUCUAAUGUGUUCUACAGGUUGGUGCUGCCAUCUCUUGGAAAUAAUGCAGUUUCACAGCUGAUUUUGAUUACAGGAAAUUUAAACUAUUUUAAGAAAUUACAUGUAUUAAUAAUAAAAUGAAAGUAUUACAAAAAUACAAGUAGAUAUUCUCAGUCUUUUACCUGAGGAUCACAUUUGUUAGGAAAAAAGGAAAGUAUUAGGUGAAUUUCUGCUUCUUAAUCCUGGUUUUACAGAGCCAGGUCAACUACUGCCCCAUUUUGCUUCACCUUUUAAUAUCAUAGGCAUAUUUUCUCCAUGGCUGCUAAAUUAUAGUAAAGCUCUUUCCAAGUGUGUAAAUUGGGUUUUUUUAGUUUUCCAAAGAUUGUUCUCUUUGCAUGGUCUAAGAAGAAAGAUAAAUUAUACAGUUCUUCUAUAAUUGCUCUCCUGGAACCUGAAAUUUAGUUGGCACAAAAUUAGCUCCUUAAGCUUUUGAAGAAAUUAGAUGUGUUUUGCAUCUUUACAGUAGUAAGGGAAAGUAAAAUAGUAAUUUGUGGUUAUUUAAAUUGUAACGAUAUACUCAGAUUGAUUAAUUUCAAAUUUCUAAUUUAGUUUUCAAAUUCUUAAAUUUGCAUUCAUAAAAGGAUUCUGAAGUAAUGUCUGGAGGAAGCACCCAAGUUUGCUCCUUGAGCAUGCAACCCUCCCUUCUGUCUUACUUUGUGGUUCUUAAUCUGAUCUAAAUCUGUAUUAGUAAUGUGUUAAAAUAAUCUGAUUUCAGAAUCAAAGGGAUCUUUGUACUGGGGUGGAAAACCACUUGGUGCAAGCCCUGGAGUCAUGGUGGAAUGCUUGGCAAGUAUCAAAAACCACAGAAACCAGAAAGUAGAGAGAGAAUAAGGUGACAGAUUUUAUAACCUCUUUUUUCACUUCAGAGUAUUUAAGUAACCUCUUCCUUUGGUGGUUUUUUGCUGUUUUGUGAACUGGGAUUCUUUGCACCUGUUUGACAGCUAUUGGGAUUUAAGAUGCACAGUGUGGUGAUCUGGAAUUGCUGGAGCAUUUAUCAGUUAGUACUGGGUAAUUUUUAUUAUGAUCUCUCCCAGACUUAGGUUAAUUAAUGCAGAAAAAAACCUCUGUACAUCUGCAAAGACAUAUCUUGUUAAAGCAAGUUAGGAUGAAAAACUCUGUGUGCUGCUUGGUAAGUAAGCAAGACUUCAGAGAUUGUAUGGUCCAAACACCAGUCAACUUGAACUGCUUGUGUACUGAAGACAUGCACAGUCUGAAAGUGAUUUUAACAGCUCUGCCAAUUCAAAAUUGACAAAGCAAUUUGACAUGAUUUGAGAUAUAUAAUGGAUCAACACAGCCUUAAAUCGGACCAGAUUGGUAUUUCCAUUUUUUUCUUGUAUAUGGAAAUUCUAGUUAAACAAUGUAAUACACAGCAAAGUAAUUUCAAUAAUAUAUCAGCACAUUUGCAAUAUUCUCUUCACCAGUGCUGAAUCCUCACAGAGAGGUAGGACAUCAGAUUCUCAGGGAGAGUCCUGAUUUAUCCAUAGGAUGAACACUGCAUUUGUGGUGUUCAUUACCUCUAGAUAAUGGACCAUUUUGUUUCUGCUGUUAGAUAAAUACUGGGUAUUAUGUUUCUGUAAUUGAUGUAAAUUAUAGUUACAGAUACUAAUUACCCUGUUUAAACUUGCUGGGUCCCCAAAUACUUCUAAGAACUACUAAUAAUUAUUAGCUUAUCUUCUUUUAACACUCUGGAGGCUACCACUAGCACGAGGCCAUUUGUGAGCUGAUAGGUUAUUUAUAUUUUUGGAUCUACAGUUUAUCUAAAAAGAGAUUUAAAAAACGGCCAGAUUAAAUUACCUGUUCCUUGUACACCCUGCAAGCAUGAAAAUUGCAUAUUUUUAAGGUCAGUAUCUGCUUUCAAGGUGACAUAUGAAUAGGUACAGUUAUGGGGAUUGAAGGUAAUUGGUAUAAGAAGCUAAUGAAUAUAUGCAUCUGUUCAACACCUACAGCACUAGUAUACUUUUAACAAAGAAAACAAAUUAUAGGCUUCUAAUGUUGUGCUAGUUACUUGUAAAACAAUAAUCUGGUCUUUGCAUUUCCUAGGCACUGCAAGAAUGGUUAUUUUCAGCAGGCACUGUUCAUGCAGUGCAUUCCUGGGAGCUGCCAGAGACAGGUCUUUGCCUUUUGCAUUUUCACAUCCCUCUUGCACUGCAAGUUGCGAGCCUUAAAGGGACAAUACAUGUCAACCUUCUGGCCUCCAAUAUUGGUUAUUUAGUGCUGUUCUCAGUAUGCACCUAUGAAAGAGCUCUGCUGAAGUAAAUUAAGUUUUUAUUUUUUGCCUGCCCUUCAUAACCAUGAAUGCAUUUUUAUUCUUCAAAGGUGAAAUGUUUUCAUCUUGUCCAGUGUCCUGGAAAGAACCUUUGAAUCUGAGAGUAAGAUGUAUGCGCUGGCACUCAGUGUAGUGAACUUGUAGUUAAAGUUAGGAGUGGGAAAAGAAGGCAGUGCCAUCCCUGAAGCCGGAGCGUGCCUGGGCCCGAAAGCGGGGAGAGUCGUGCCCAAGGGCGGCUUCGCUGCGGGGAGAGCCCGUUCCGAGCGCCGCGCCCCGGCCGCAGGGCAGGAGCCUUGUGCGGCCUUCUCGGGAGAGCGGCGUCCCCUCAGGGCAACGCUCCGGCCCCGCUCCCCCUCGCCGGGCCCCGGCGGACGCGCCUCCGCUUGGCGGGAGGGCGGCGGGUCCCGAGCGGCGCCGGUUGGCGGGAACAGCGGUGCCCGGGCGGUACUCCGGGGACGGGAGAAGCGGUUCCCGAGCGGUGCCCCGCGGGGAAGCAGCGGGCUCAAAACGAGCGGCGCCCGAGCGGUGCCCCGGGGGGCAGCAGCGGGCCCUAAACGGGCCCGUUCCGCCCCACCGCGUGGGCGCUGCCCGCGCCCCGGCCGCGCCCCUAUUUAUAACGUGUGCCGCGAGCGGAUUGGUUGGACCGGGCUGGCCGCAGACCCGCCCCCCCUUCCGCCGCCAUGUUCUGUGGUGGGGCGGGGGCGGCCCGGGGGCUGCCGUGAGGCGGGCGGAGGGCGAGUCGAGGCGGCGCGGGCGCUGCUGGCGCUGGGAAGGGGCGCUGUGCUGGGAAGAAGAGAAGGUGCGGGCUGCCGGGCUCGCUUCUGCGGAGGGAAUGGCGGAUGCCGUGAUCCGCAGUGGCGGCGAGAUGGAGCCGGAGCAGCAUCAGCGGAUGGAGAAGACCAGCGCGGGCGUCCUCGGACUGGAGAGUAUCAGAGCAGGAGCCGCUGAGGACACCACACAAAAUGGCGGACGCUCUGAGAGCGGUAGCGCUGGGGAGGCGCUGCUGGUGGCUGCCCUUGCUGCAGAAGACAAGGUCCCCACAAACCUCAGCAUCAGUAGCAGUAGCCAGCGCAGGAGCAGCAUCUCGACGGCAAAUGAACAGCAGCAGCAGCAGCCGCCCAGCGGUGUGCUCGGGGGGCCGCCCCCUCUCCCUAAGCCCUCAGAAGACCAGCAGCCUGUUAGGAGGAAUUUUCAGAUCCCCAGGAAGAGCAGAGAAAAGAAAGCACUCUUUCAACCAGUAUCUCCAGGGUCUCGAGAAUUUGAGGAGAUCAUAAACAUUCUGCAUCAUUCCUACUUGGAUCAGAAUUCAGUGUCCAAUUUUAAAUACAAGAGAGCCAGCUUAGUUCAUAGUGAACUGUUGGAAAAGGAAUUCACAGAGAAACGCAGGGAGCUGAAGCGGGACGGGCGCCUGGACAAGGAGCUCUCGGAGAGUUACGCCUUCCUCAUGGUGGAUCAGUGCCAGAUCCGGAGCAUAUGUGAAAAGGGGCUGCAGGUUGGCCACUCCAAAAUCACAAUUCUCGGCAGCCCUUCCAUGGGUGUAUAUAUCUCCAAGUAUGCUGAUUUAUUGCAGCCUAAUCCUCUAGAAUCUGGAGCAACUGGAGAUGUGAUUGUUUUUAAAAUAAUAAAGGGAAAAAUGAAAAGCGUAUCUGACUACAUUGGUGUGAAAGCAAUGGAAUCAACUGUCAAGAGUGUGUUGGAUCCCACCCCAAACCACGAGUGUCAUGUUUCAAAGAAUGCAGUUAAAGUCGGCUCCUUGCUGGCUUACCGAGCCUACGAACUCACUCAGUUCUACUUUUAUGAAUAUGGCUUUGAUGACAUCAGGCAAAGACCAAGACAUGUUUGUCCUUUUGCUGUUGUUUCAUUUACUUAUAAAGAUGACAUGGCACAAGGACCAAAAUUUGUGCCCCCAUCAAGAGCAAACACCUUCCACGCAGAUAGAAGUACAGAGAAACCUAACGUUACAUUGUGGAGGGGACAGCUUUGGAAUAAAGGCAAACUUGUGUGCCACGUUUCCCUAAAAUCAGCAGCACGACUUUUCCUUCCAUGCAAGCUUCCUGAGAAGCUUGAGGUUGAAAAAGUUCUAAGCAUUGAUCAGUUGAAGAAAAAAAUUUCACCAGCAUUGUUCCUGAAAGAAACUUACCAAGAAAGAAUAGAAGUGUGGAAGAAUGGCGUGUACUGUAGCCUGUAUGAAGUUGUGGAGAAGUCCCGUUCUGGGAGUCACUUAGAGGGUUUACUUCAAAAACUAGAGAAAGAGAAACUUGUCCUUGUGAAACCACUUGUGGACAGAGGAUUUCUUUUUCUUCUUUCUCCCUGGCAAAUGAUGUCCCCUUAUGAGCACCAGACUGGGCGGUCCCGUGUGCUUCAUGCAUUGUUUCUGUUUCCAGAGUCUAGAGGUGUCAUUAACUCAGCACAAAAAAAUGGUCCAUAUGGAACACAGAAAAAUUCAACUACCAUGGUUUUGCAGGAGAAAAAGGAAAUCGUUCCAGAAUUCACCAAGUUGGUUCAGUCUCUGCAUUUUGCUUUGCUGCGGUCCUGUAGACACAGCGGUGUAGCUUACAAUGAUGUUGUGGAAAAGUACAUGCAUGAGUACUUUAGAAAACUCUACAAUGGCCCUGGAAGAAGUAGAGAAUUUACAUUUCGUGAGUACUCAACACAGCUGGAUGACAAAAGAUUUCUGUUCCCUGCCCCAAAAUACAAAGGUCCCAUUGGUACGUGCUUGCAGAACUAUAUUUUCGGUUCUGAGACCUAUCAGCUGCCCGUUUCCAGAGCUAAGGAACUGCUGGAUAGGAAUCGGAAGCCUCAGCGCUUCAGCCCCAUCUCCGAUUAUGAAGCUACAGAAGACUACUCUGACUUUGCCAAGGCAAAACGCAGGAAAAGAAUCCAUCCCAGAUAUGAAGCUGCUGCUGCCAAAAAAAAAGUGCCUCCUUCUGGAGACCGUGAUACUGAAAGAAUCAUGGAUCUUAUUAACUUGAUCCACUGUAUAAAGAAAAAUGUAGGUGGAGAUUCUGAUUCUGAAGACCCCAGAAUUAGGAGUGGCCUGAAAAGAAAGCUGGAAAAACAGUCUGAAAAUUUGCAGAAAUACCUAAAAAUGAGUGACUCUUCAGAGAAUAUUUGUCACUGCGAAGGGGGCAGAACCUUGGAUUCACCACACUACGUGUUCCCAGUGAAUUCUGAGCACGGUGGCCACGAGGGUGACUUGAGGCAGGAUGUGUCGGACGCUGCAGCCGAGCCGGAGGGGUUGGUCAGAGCCGUGCUGGAGGUGCUGGCUGCUGGUGGCCACUGGGACCCUGCGCUGGCACAGUCUGUCGCUCAGGCCUUAGCCCUGGGCACUGAGGAAAUUGAAGAGGAUGUGAGACAAAAGUAUGAGUAUGAAUCCAUUCCAGCUCAGGACAGAGACGGUCAUGAGCUUCCUAACACUGCUCAGGCUGACAGCGUCACCUUCAAGGACCCGCAGAGCCCGGCCGUGCUGGAAACUGACGUGCCGUGCUUGCCCUACCCCAUGGAUGUCAGUCUGCAGCUCCCACCCAACGAAGCCCCCCUUGAGCACACACUACAUUUACAAGAAGCAAGCGCUGGGAGUACCAUUGAAGACUGCAGUCCCUGUCCUAGUGCACCUAUAGAACAUGGCUAUCUCAGGCAACAUCCCUGCUCAAAUAAUGUAGGGGAAGUUGGAAUGCACUGGAAACUUAUCCCAAUUACAGGUCUGAAAUCACCAGAAGAGCCACUGGAAUAUUUGCCACCAACGGAUGCACUUCCUAAUGACCCCCGGGUAGUAAAUAGACAGAGAAAUUCUGAUUAUCAAUUGCCAUGCUCUCCAUUUUCAGACACACAGAAGGGGACAGCAGAAGAUGGACAUUACACAGGACAAGUGGAGAAACUUGAAGACCCGUAUGAGCUAACAGAUCAACCUUUUACAGCUAAGCAUUCCAUUAGUGCAGUAAUAGAGACAACACUGUUAGAAGAAUAUAAGCUCUUUGCAAGAAAGAUUGAAGAAAUUCUGCAGCAAAAAAACAUUCCUUAUGUCAGUGACAUGUCCACACCAGUCCUUUCUGCCCAGGAGAGGAUAAUGAGACUUUCUGAGCACAUCUGUUUGCAGGCAUCAGAGAUUUCUGUCCAGGAAUACGUAGAGAGCCUGAUUGAGAAGCUGGACAGUGUCAUUUUGGCUUCUUCGUGCAUGAAACGGACUCCCCCAGUUUAUUCCAGUCCUGAAGCCCUGGCGGUGGUGAGCAGCACUGCCCCUGAUGCGCUGGCCGUGUGCAGGGACAGCAGCGGCACGGCGCCGCUCCCGGAGCCGCCCUGCAAUCACCUGGGGCAAGAGCAGCACUCCCGGGAGCAGCCUUCAGCAAGCCCAGCCCUAGGGAAGGAGAAAAUGAGUCAUGGGAAUGCUAAACCAGAGGAUCAGACUUCUUCUGGUGGUGAUCUCAGGGAACAACCAGAAAAGACUCAGAAGUCCCCUAAGAACUUAAACAUUUCAACUCAACCAGCUUUUUCUGAUUUGAUAAGCAAGUUAAAACCUGAAUUAUUUACUGGUUUUGUCCAGAUAAUGGAAAAUGUACGGAAAAACAGUGUCAAAUUUUAUAUUCAUGAAGAGGAAGAAAGUGUUCUCUGCAGAGAAAUCAAGGAAUAUCUUAGAAAGUUAGGGAACACAGAGUGCCAUCCAGAGGAGUUCCUUAAAAGAAGAGAUAAUUCAGAUAAACUGUUGAUCAUUAUCCAAAAUGAAGACAUUGCCAAUCUCAUCCAUAAGAUCCCUGGCCUGGUGACUCUGAAGAGAUUCCCCUGUGUCAGCUUUGCAGGGGUUGAUAGUUUGAACGAUGUGAAAAAUCGCACUUACCACGACCUGUUUGUGUCUGGGGGUUUUGUUGUGUCAGAUGAAUCUGUCCUUAACCCAGAGUCCAUCACUACAGAUAGACUAAAACAGUUCCUAACAUUUCUGGAGGAUCUCAAUACCCCAGAUGGGAAAUGGCAAUGGAAAGUCCACUGCAAAAUACAAAAAAAACUGAAAGAGCUGGGGAGGAUAAAUGCCAAUGCCCUGAACCUGCUCACCCUUCUGAACACCUAUCAAAAGAAGAACUUGGUUGAGAUUCUGUCUUACCAUAACUGUGAUUCUCAAACUCGAAAUGCUCCAGAACUUGAGUGUCUCAUCAGGCUUCAAGCUCAAAACAUACAACAGAGACAUGUUGUCUUCCUAACAGAAAAGAACCUCAAGACGCUCUCGAGUUACGUUGACAGUGGCAUAGUGGUUGCUGCUGUUGAUGACUUUAUGCGUAACUUUGAAAGUCUUGUUGGGUUUCACAACUCUGUUACUGAGCAGAACAACCUUGCUUCCUGCAGUGAUGGCCAAAGACAAUCAGUUCUUGUAGAAAAGGAUGAAAAGGAUGAGGAGGACAUGUCUCUGGAUUCAGGGGAUGAAUUGUCAGAAAUAGAAAUCUGCAGUGGUGCCUCUAAGUAUGAUACUCAUGUGGAAGCUUUGCAGACAGAGGCCAAGGGCCCACAUGGAGUAGAUGCUAAAGAAAGCUGCUUAUCAGUUACAGAGUUACCUCCUGAAGCACAAACUGGCCUUGGGGAAAAGAUUUACAAAACUGACUUGGAAAAGAAGCAGCCAAUUACUCCAGUUUCUACAACAUGCUCUGCUGAAGGAGAAAAACACAAUGCAGUUGAACAAACUCCUUUCAGUAACUUCCAGGUUUAUAGCAGACAAUUAAACAUGUUCCAUCAAUUCAGCCACUUUCAUGUCCUCACUCAUCAGACUUUUCUGGGAACAACUUACCCAAUUUCUCCUGCAAAUCAAAACCAAGAAGGCAGCAAUUAUUUUCUAUCUGCCUACAAUCAGAGCAUGGAUACAGAAAAGUCAUUAUCACCUGGUGGCUGGGAUAGCUGCUAUGAUUCUUCCAGGCCAUAUUCAGAACAGAAAUGAACUCUUAAGUCUCUUUUUCUAAGUUGCUGUGGACUUCUCUGUUUCUAAAAUGUUGGAUUAAUGAUUUCUAUUUUAUUCUGGAACAAAAUGUUUCUUGUUCUUGUUAUCUCAGAUGUUUUCAUGUUCUAUUUAAAUCCCUGAUGGCCUGUCCCUGUUGGAACCAUCUGAAAAUUUAAAUAAAUACAUAUAUUUUUUAACGUUUACUGUACUUGAAUUAUCUUGUUUGUUGGCACUUUUAAGUUUCUACAUUUGUAUUUGACCUGUUACCUAAGCUUCAGUUUGAGGUCUGUUUAAUGUAAAGCUGAAUGUUUGCCUAAAAUAUGUGAAAGAGCCAGUUGUUUUUUUUUUUUUUUCUUAACCACAAGAGUACCCAAGUCAUGUUUCUUUACAUAAAUAUUAAAAUUAAUGUAUUUAUUUGACAUGGACACAAAUUUUGUACAAUGUUUUUACAUAGCUCUAAGGCACUGUACUUAUUUUCAUGACUAUAUACUGGAUUUUGGCUAAAUACCUCAAUUAGAGUAACCAAUGGUGCAGUUCCAUUACAAAAAAAUCAAAUAAACUCUUAAUGCACAAGGGACUUGCUAA
This is a messenger RNA of Serinus canaria (Common canary), 10373 nucleotides long. RefSeq names its product transcription activation suppressor (gene TASOR). NCBI's taxonomy places the organism in Eukaryota, Metazoa, Chordata, Aves, Passeriformes, Fringillidae. Gene Ontology annotation, cellular component: nucleoplasm; heterochromatin. Gene Ontology annotation, molecular function: chromatin binding. The record is from RefSeq and is a predicted model, not a curated record. The transcript has 23 exons. Gene Ontology annotation, biological process: protein localization to heterochromatin; negative regulation of gene expression, epigenetic. Bases 4707 to 9788 code for a protein of 1693 amino acids.